CCCUUCUUACUGUGAUAAUAGUUCAAUAGUUCCCUAGUUAGCAACUUAUUUUCUUAUUCAGCUAAGAAAUGUGGAGACUUAUUAUCAUCUUUUAUCUUAUAGCUUUGGUUGGAAGAGGAAACUCUGGGAGAACGCCGAUAUGGAGGAAGGAUCUAGGACGACUACACAGUUUGCAAAACCAACUUCAGCGAGGUCUGGUUCCUCCCUCACAACCCUCUCUAUGCCAUAACAGAGUAAACCCUCUUUCCCAUCAAGAUGAUUACUCCUCCAAAUCUUAUGUUCUUUGUCCCUGAUCAUGCUUAUUUCAACAAUGAUAACCCCUUUUUUUUGUUUUCGUUCUCUGUGCCAAACAUAAAUCAUAGUUGUAUCCGUUGGCAUAUUGAUAUAUAUAACUAUAUAUAGAGAGAACUUUUUGU
Messenger RNA from Raphanus sativus (radish), 416 nucleotides. RefSeq lists its product as uncharacterized. Lineage: Eukaryota; Viridiplantae; Streptophyta; Magnoliopsida; Brassicales; Brassicaceae. The transcript has a single exon. The record is from RefSeq and is a predicted model, not a curated record. Bases 69 to 293 code for a protein of 74 amino acids.